Molecule: messenger RNA, 2431 nt
Organism: Equus quagga
Lineage: Eukaryota; Metazoa; Chordata; Mammalia; Perissodactyla; Equidae
Product: polyunsaturated fatty acid lipoxygenase ALOX15B-like
Exons: 15
Coding region: 110-2266 (718 amino acids)
Biological process (GO): linoleic acid metabolic process; lipid oxidation
Molecular function (GO): iron ion binding; arachidonate 15-lipoxygenase activity; protein binding
Source: RefSeq, a predicted model, not a curated record
UUCUUCAGUAGGGCCAGCAGCAGAGAGACAGACUCUGGGUGGCACCAUGGCCAAGUACAGGGUGAGGGUGUCCACUGGGGAGGCCUUCGGGGCUGGCACUUGAGACAAAAUGUCUAUUACCAUCGUGGGGACCCAGGGAGAGACUCCCCGACUGCCUCUGGACCAUCUCGGCAAAGAGUUCACUGUGGGCGCUGAGGAGGACUUCGAGGUGAAGUCCCCCCAGGACGUGGGCCCGGUGCUGCUGCUGCGCGUGCACAAGGCGCCCCCGGCGCUGCCCCUCCUGCUCGGGCCCUUGGCUCCGGACGCCUGGUUCUGCCGCUCGUUCCAGCUCACGCCGCCGCGGGGCUCCCCGCUCCGCUUCCCGGCCUACCAGUGGCUGGAGGGGGCGGGGAGCCUGGUGCUGCGGGAGGGGGCAGCGAAGGUCUCCUGGGCAGAUCACCACCCCAAGCUCCAGCAACAGCGCCGGGAGGAGCUGCAGGCCAGGCGGGAGAUGUACCGCUGGAAGACUUACCAGCCAGGCUGGCCUCACUGCUUGGACAUGGAAACCGUGAAAGACCUGGACCUCAACACCAAAUACUCUGUAGUCAAGAGCACCAACUUAUACCUGCGAGCACAGUCUGCGUUUGCAGAGCUGAAAAUCAAGGGGCUGCUGGACCGCAAGGGGUCCUGGAGGAGUCUGAGUGAGAUGGAAAUGGUGUUAAACUUCCAGAAGACCCCAGCCACUGGGGACAAGAGUGGAAGCAGGAGGACCAGUUAUGAGGCUCUGGUCGUGGUCAGAAGAGGAUGGUGGCCUCAGCAAAGCAGUGACAGCAGAGAUGGAGUGGACAGGUGGACCUGUCCUCAGUAUGGAGAAUCAGUGGGAUGUGAUGAGAAGAGGAAGCGAGGUCCCCAGGCUCUCCCACAGCAGCCAGAGUAUGUUUUUGAGCACUGGCAGGAAGACGCCUUCUUUGCCUCCCAGUUCCUGAAUGGCCUCAACCCUGUCCUGAUCCACCGUUGUCGCCGCCUCCCAGAGAAUUUCCCUGUCACUGGUGCCAUGGUGGCUCCAGUGCUGGGCCCUGGGACCAGUCUUCAGGCUGAGCUGGAGAGGGGCUCCCUGUUCCUAGUGGAUCAUGGCAUCCUCUCUGGUGUCCGUACCAAUGUCAUUAAUGGGAGACCUCAGUUCUCUGCAGCCCCAAUGACCCUGCUAUACCAGUGCCCAGGACAUGGGCCCCUGCUGCCCCUCGCCAUCCAGCUCAGCCAGACCCCCGGGCCCAACAGCCCCAUCUUCCUGCCCAGUGAUGACAAGUGGGACUGGCUGCUGGCCAAGACCUGGGUACGCAAUGCUGACUUCUCUGUCCAUGAGGCCCUCACGCACCUGUUGCAAACACACCUACUGUCUGAGGUCUUCGUUCUGGCUACACUGCGCCAGCUGCCCCGCUGCCACCCACUCUUCAAGCUGCUGGUCCCGCACACACGGUACACCCUGCAUAUCAACACGCUGGCCCGCGAGCUGCUUAUCACCCCUAAGCGGGUGGUGGACAGGUCCACAGGCCUUGGCCUCAGAGGCUUCUCCGAGUUGAUACAGAGGAGCAUGGAACAGCUGAACUAUUCCGUCCUAUGUCUGCCUGAGGAUAUCCGUGCCCGAGGAGUUGAAGACAUCCCUGGCUACUACUACCGGGAUGAUGGGAUGCAGAUCUGGGGUGCAGUGGAGCACUUUGUCUCCGAAAUAAUUGGCAUCUACUACCCGAGCGAUGUGUCCGUUCGCGAUGACAGUGAACUCCAGGCCUGGGUGUGGGAGAUCUUCUCCAAGGGCUUCCUAGGCCGGGAGAGCUCAGGUCUUCCUUCCUCAUUGGAGACCCGGGAAGCCCUGGUGCAGUAUGUCACCAUGGUGAUAUUCAACUGCUCAGCCAAGCACUCUGCCGUUGGUAGUGGGCAGUUUGACUACUGUGCCUGGAUGCCCAACCUGCCGCCCAGCAUGCAGCUGCCACCACCCACCUCCAAAGGCCAGGCAAGCCUGGAGGGGUUCAUAGCCACCCUCCCACCGGUCAAUGCUUCAUGUGAUGUCAUCAUAGCCCUCUGGCUGCUGAGCAAGGAGCCUGGAGACCAACGGCCCCUGGGCACCUACCCAGAAGAGCACUUCACCGAGGAGGCCUCACGGCAGAGCAUCGCUGCCUUCCAGAGCCACCUGGCCCAGAUCUCCCAAGACAUCAGGGUGCGGAACCAGGGCCUGGUGCUGCCCUACACCUACCUGGACCCUCCCCUCAUCGAGAGCAGCAUCUCCAUCUAAAUCUGGAGAUCAGGGCCUCACGUGACAACUCUUUGACCACAUUGCUCUAGUCCCAGAGAAAGGGACUCCCCAGAAAAACAAGCCCCCACAUGCCUCUCCUAAGACAACCAGAUGCCAUGUAACUCACCCCCCACAACAAAACAGAAAUAAAUACAGAGAACAGAA